Messenger RNA from Diospyros lotus (date-plum), 760 nucleotides. RefSeq names its product kirola-like. The transcript is spliced from 2 exons. The coding region runs from base 55 to 501 and encodes 148 amino acids. The record is from RefSeq and is a predicted model, not a curated record. NCBI's taxonomy places the organism in Eukaryota, Viridiplantae, Streptophyta, Magnoliopsida, Ericales, Ebenaceae. Gene Ontology annotation, biological process: defense response.
GUCUCUACCAAACAUAUAGUUUUGUCGUUUGCUGUGAAGGAAGCCGCGACCACCAUGGCCCGCAAGUUGGUGCGCCAAGUACCCAUCAAAUCGGACGGCGAUGUGUUCCAUGAGAUCCUCAAAGAAAGGCCGCAUCACAUCUCUAAUAUGUCCCCGGCUCACAUCCAGGGCUGUGCUUUGCACGAAGGUGACUGGGGCAAAGUCGGCUCCGUCACCUUCUGGAGUUAUACUCAUGAUGGGAAAGAAAAGGUUGCAAAGGCGAUGACAGAAGCAGUAGAUGAGGCAAGCAAGUCGGUGACAUACAAGGUGAUUGAAGGAGAUCUGAUGCAGCUGUACAAGAGCUUCGUCAUCACAGUCCACGGGGACACAAGGGGUAUGAACAACUUGGUCACGUGGACCUUCCAGUACGAGAAGCUCAAUGAUGCCUGCGGAGAUCCAAACUCACUCAUGGACUUAUGCGUUAACGUCACCAAAGAUAUUGAGGCUCACCAUCUCAAGUGAUCUACGAUGUUGCUAUUAUGUAUCUGUAUACAUAAAAGGUUCGAGAGUCCCCCUGUGGCAUGAAAUAAAAGCACCGUACGUGUGUGGUGGAAUAAUAUCGAUAUAUAUAGUCGCUUGCUUCCUCAACCCAUGAUAUGACAUAUGUAUUUUAUGUACUAGCAAAAAUAACAGUAAAGCUACCCGUUUGGGUAAUGUUGAGUCGUAAAACAAUUUCUGGUUUGGGACUUAAUCUGUAUGGCUGAAGUUGUCCUUUCAAGUA